AUGAGCUCCCCGGCGUCAAGCUCGAAGCGAAUGCGGCUGUCCACGUCAAGAACGUCGCUCUCUGGACGCAAGAGCAUUUCAGGAGCACAGUCAGCAUUGCUUCGACCGACUUCUUCCGCUGGUCAUAAUCGACAGACCACUACGCAACCUACCUACGAUUUCAUCUCGGGAGGACCGGUUGAUCACUCUCAUCAGCCAUUGAGACAGUCUAGAGUUCGCCAACCGUCAGUAGCGCGCCCAGACCCGACGCAAGAUGAGAAUCUGCGCGCGAAGAUCAACUCCCUCGAGUACGAGCUAAAGAAUUUACAGCAGGAGCGCGGGCUUCUGGCACUGCAGCAUGAGAAGGAAUUGCGUGACCAACAAGUCAGGGCCGAGAAUGACUUCAAGAAGUAUCAGACGGCCGAAAGCGCCGCCCAGAAGGCGACACAGAGGCAAGAGGCCAUGGCAAAAGAGCUGCGCGAAUUGCAGGACCAGCGGACGAACGAGAAGGCUGCGCUGGAACGGCAACUACGAGAUCUGCAAGACCAGAAUGCUUCUCUCAAGGAGGACGCAGAAGAUGCGCAGGCACGUCUGGCUGACCAGGAAAGACAUUACAACCACCAACUCAACGAUAUCGAGGCGAAACGCGCCGCACUCCAAGAGACGGUCGAUAGUGUAAGACAGGAAUUGGAAGAAUUGAGCCGACAAUUCGAGUCAUCACAAACCCGUCUGUCCGAGCGAGAUGCAAGAAUCGAAGCACUUGAAUCCGAGCUGGGCGCCUCAAGAUCGCACUCUGCAGACAGCGAGGCGCUGGGGGUCCUGCAAAACCAGCUAUCUGAGCAAGUGACACACAUCCGAAAACUCGAGUCGACGAAUAGGGAACAACUGGGCGAAUUGCGGCGGCUACGAGACGCCCAUCGCAGUGUUCAGGUUGUAGAAGAGCAGAAGCAUGGCUUGGAGAACGAGCUUCUAGUGCUGAAGGAUGUUCAGAGACAACUAGGCGAAGCACAGAUCCAGAAAGAGAUACUCGAGGACGAGAAGAGAACGUGGACAAGCCUGUUAGAGCGAGAAGGACAAGAGCCCGAAUUUGAUACCCCUGAAGCUGUGGUGAAGGCUCUAAUCCAGCAGCGGAUCGAGUGCGCAUCAAUCACCGACAGACUCGGCACGAUCGAGAGUGAAAUGGCCGAAAAGGAUCAAAUCAUUAAAGCGUUGGAGGGAGAAAAGGUGGAGCUCAAGACGGAGAUGGAGAAAAUGAGAUCCAAUCAAACUGCACAGGAAGCUGGUCAGGGCAACAAAGCCUAUAAAAGGCUUGAGCGACAGCGAGUGCUUGCUGUCAAGGAAGUGGAAUACCUGCGGGCACAACUGAAGACUUUCGACACGGAAGAGACUGUAUUGAUGGACAACCAGAACUUCGACGCCCAACGAGCCGAGCAGAUCAAGAGCUUGGAAAAUCUAGUUGAUCAGUACAAGGCUGAGGUGCAGACUCUGCACUCAGACCUGUCGAAGCUGGAAACCGCACCUCCGACGAGCGCUCACAUUCAAGAAGAACCCCGUGGAACGAAGCGGCCGGCCAAUUCGCAGGAUCCUGAAGGUGAUGGUAAUUCCCAACUUGGAGCACUGUUACGGAAGAACAAGAAUCUGCAGAUUGCUUUGCAGAAGACAGCUCAACAGUCACAGAUGCUGGCGACGGAUCUCCAAGCGACCAAAGGACAGCUCAAGGCUUUGAGAGAAAGCUCGAAGACUCGAGUGCUUGAACUACGAGACAACCCCACGGCAAAGGCCGAAGCGAUAAAGAUGUCGACCUUGCGGACUCUCAAGGAAGAGAACAAGGGGCUCCUGGCGCAGCUGCGUGGAGAAGACCUCCAAGGCGCGAGGACUGUUCCUGCCAGUUCGGUCGAUGCGCUCAACCUCGAUUUGAAGGACAUGGAAAUGGUCGUGGCCGAGAAAGAGAAGCGCAUGAGACGACAACGGGAGAUAUGGACCCAAAAAGCCGCCGAGUUUCGUGACGUUAUUGCAAGCGUCCUAGGCUACAAGGUCAACUUCCUGCCGAACGGGAAGGCCAAGGUGUCGAGCAUGUAUUAUGGUGGCCCUCACGAUGCAGGAGACCCGGAUGAGGAGGAGGAAGACGAUGAUCAUUACAUUAUCUUCGACGGAGACAAUGGGACAAUGAAGAUAAGUGGAGGUUCUGACAGCCCCUUUGCUCAGGAGAUCAAGGACCUGAUCAACUUCUGGGUCAAGGAGAAGAAGCAGAUUCCAUGCUUCCUCGCCGCCAUGACGCUGGAGUUCUACGAAAAGUUCAGCACAAAGGAAAAUGAGGCAUGA
Cladophialophora yegresii CBS 114405 is the source of this 2301-nucleotide messenger RNA. RefSeq names its product mitotic spindle assembly checkpoint protein MAD1. NCBI's taxonomy places the organism in Eukaryota, Fungi, Ascomycota, Eurotiomycetes, Chaetothyriales, Herpotrichiellaceae. Gene Ontology annotation, cellular component: nuclear envelope; kinetochore; mitotic spindle. The coding region runs from base 1 to 2301 and encodes 766 amino acids. The transcript has a single exon. Gene Ontology annotation, biological process: mitotic spindle assembly checkpoint signaling; attachment of mitotic spindle microtubules to kinetochore. The record is from RefSeq and is a predicted model, not a curated record.